AUGGACAUGUCCAAAUUCUGGAUCUUGAUCCGGUCCUCUCUGGAGCUCUGGGCUCUCUUCGAGCUGGCCUUCUGGAUCUACUGCAGGUGGAAGAAGCGCAGCCUGGAGGCCAGGCGCGCCUAUGCCCCGAACGUCCUCUGGAAGCCGCAAGGCGAGAGGAUGCGUUUGUUGGAGAACUUCUUGUCCAACACG
Symbiodinium necroappetens is the source of this 192-nucleotide messenger RNA. The record is from the annotation of a GenBank genome assembly. Lineage: Eukaryota; Dinophyceae; Suessiales; Symbiodiniaceae.